AGCGUUCAUGGUUCGUGAGCGCGAUUGAAUGCGAAGUGCAGAAGAUCGAAUUUGGGUUCGUUGUUGGUGAAAGUUUGUGGUUCGUGAAGGGAGGUUCGUGAAGGGAGGUUCGUCGUGAGGUUAGUCUUCUUACUUGGUUCAUUUGUUUUGUAAUGAGUCGAAGUGUGUGUUUAUUUGUCAGUUUCGUUGUCGUUUUCUUUGUUGGUAUUGAUGUCGUGUUGGUUGUUGAAGUUGGUCUACUGUGUGUGUUUAAAUUGGUCCCCCUUUUGGUGUUAAAUUGGUCCCAUUGCUGUCCAUUUUUGAAAGUGGUCCCCGUUUUCCAUGUGCAGGGUUUGGGAUGAGUGAGGAUAGGUUUAAGGUAGUGGUCCACUACGGUGGGACCCUGAUAAAGGAUGUGUUUCCCUUUAAGUAUUUAGGUGGACAGAUAUCUUCUUGGGACAUUGACCCUGACACAUGGAGUUAUUUUGGAGUGGUUGCUACCAUUAAAGAAAUGGGUUAUAUGGAAGUACAGGAGUUAGUUUAUAGCAUUGACAAUAUUUUACAUGGCCUUUAUGACGAUAGGGGAGCUAUGAAUAUGAUGGAAAUAGCUAAAUCUUUGGGGAAAGUGGAUUUAUAUAUUGUGCAUAAAGUUAGCGAACCAGACUUUGUGGAAACUGAGAAUGAAAUUCUUUACCUCUGCCAAGGGCGUGCAGAGAGUGGUGAUGGUAUUGGGUUUGAGGCUGAUGCAGAGGAAAAUGAGGAGGUUGAGAACCAGUGCGUGGUGGAGGAAGUUGGUGAUAAGUUGGACACACAUGCUGAAGUGGAGGUGGAGGAAGUGCAGGUGGAGGAAGAGACAGUUGAGGAAGUGGAGGUGGAGGCAGUUGAGGAAGUGGCAGUUGAGGAAGUGGAGGUGGAGGCAGUUGAGGAAGAAGUGGAGGUGGAUGCAGGUGAGGAAGUGGAGGAAGAAGAAAACAGCAGUGAGGAAGAAGUGGAAGUGGAUGAAGUGGAAGUGGAUGAAGUGGAAGUGGAUGAAGUUCAAUUGGAAAACAAUAGUGAGGAGGAUGCUGAAGAUUACAUGGUUGGAAGGGGGUUGUCUGAUGAUGAUUCUGAGGCAGAAGAGUUGUUAACUCCAGGAAAUAGUGAUAGUGAGGAGGAUGAGAUUCAAGACAAACCAAGUAGAUGUCCUUUUCCUACAUUUGGAAAGAAAAAGUCCAUGUUAGAUUACAAAUGGGAAGUGGGUACCAUUUUUAAUGAUAAGGAGGAUUUUAAGGAAGCUAUAAGAAACUAUGCUAUUCAUGCUGGGAGGGAUCUUAAGUUUGUAAAGAAUGAUAAGCGUAGGGUUCGGGUGAGAUGCAUGGGUGCUCAAAAAAAGUGCCAAUGGGUUGCUUACUUAGGAUAUUUGCCAUCAAAAAAGGUUUGGCAGUUAAGGAAGGUUCUUGAUACCCAUUGUUGCAGCAGACAACUAAACAUUAAAAUGAUGAAUAGUAAGUGGUUGAGUAAUGAAGUAGAUAAGGUGUUGCAUGAUAAUCCUACUAUUAAGGUACAAGAUAUACGUAAUAAAGCACUAAGAAAAUGGAACACCAAGGUAUCAAUUUCAAAAGCAAGAAGGGCCAAGUUAAUGGCUACAAAUGAACGUGAAGGAGAUUUUAAAGAGCAAUUUAGAAGGCUUCACGACUACGGGCAUGAGUUGUUGAGGAGUAACCCAGGGUCAACUGUUAAGAUUAAGGUCAACAGUGAUAAUGGUGAGGCCAUCUUUGAAAGAAUUUACGUGUGUCUGAACGCAUGUAAGAAAAGUUUUGUAAGUUGUAGGCCAAUCACCUUUUUGGAUGAAUGUUUCUUGAAAAGGUCUAUAUAAGGGAGAGUUGCUUACAGCAGUGGGUAGGGACCCAAAUGACCAAAUGCUUCCAAUAGCAUAUGCAGUAGUUGAAGUUGAAAAUAAAGAUAGUUGGAGUUGGUUUUUGAAAUUAUUGAUUGAAGACCUUGGUGGGUAUGACAUAUGCCGAGCAUGCACGUGGAUGUCUGACCAACAAAAGGGGUUGGUACAUGCUGUUGAUGAGCUUUUGCCUAAGGCAGAACAAAGAUUCUGCAUCAGACAUCUUUAUGCUAACUUCAGGAAGCAAUUUAGUGGUCAAAUUUUGAAGAAUUUGAUGUGGAGUGCUGCAACAAGCACUUACCCCCAGGCUUGGGAGAGAGAAAUGCUGAAAAUGAGAGCAGUGAAUGAGGAUGCUUAUAAAUACCUUAUAGCUAUUUCCCCAAGGUAUUGGUCAAGAUCUAGAUUCACAGCUCAAGCUAGUUGUGAUAGUCUAGAUAACAACAUCAGUGAAGGUUUCAAUAGUG
This is a messenger RNA of Vigna radiata var. radiata (mung bean), 2316 nucleotides long. RefSeq lists its product as uncharacterized. The coding region runs from base 338 to 1834 and encodes 498 amino acids. The record is from RefSeq and is a predicted model, not a curated record. The transcript has 3 exons. Lineage: Eukaryota; Viridiplantae; Streptophyta; Magnoliopsida; Fabales; Fabaceae.